AGAAGCAGCAGUUCGUUCACAUUAGACAAAUAAAUAACCGCUGUGGCCUGUGGGGAAAAGAAAUUAAAAAAAAAAAAAAAGUCCGCAACGGUCCAACGAUGCUCCUCCACCUCCACUCCCGCGACCUGCGCACCGCCGUCGCCGCCGCCGCCGUCGCCGGCGCCUCCAAACCGCCAUGGAGCGGCGGCGGCGGCGGCGGAGGUCGGCGUUCGUCCUGCCGCCCGUUCUCGGCCCGCGCCGAUCCGCCCUUCCCGAGGCCUCUCACCGCCAGCUCGCCGAAGACAUCCGCCGCCGCCGCAUCGCCGGAGACCGCGGCCGUGAAGGUGGAGACGAAGCCCCCCGUGUGCACCGCCGACGAGCUCCACUACGCGCCGGUGCCGGGCACGGAGUGGAGGCUCGCGCUGUGGCGCUACACGCCCUCGCCCGAGGCGCCCAAGAGGAAUCAUCCUUUGAUGCUCUUAUCAGGCGUGGGGACGAAUGCAAUCGGGUUUGAUCUUUCCCCUGGGGCUUCAUUUGCUCGCCACAUGGCUAGCCAAGGAUUUGAUACGUGGAUCGUUGAAGUGAGAGGUGCUGGCUUGAGCAUGCGCGCAUCUGAGUCCAAUAAGCUUGGUAGAUCUGAUUCAGAUGCCACUUGUAAGGACAGCUCAAACGGUGUUGUAGAAAGACAAUCAACUCUAGAAUCAGUUCAAGCACAAAAUUCUGAUACUCUCAUAGUAAAUGGAAAUAAGCCAGAAACAGCUACUUGGGAUGAGCCACAGUUAGUGACAAAGCUGACAGCUACUUUUAUGCGCUUGGCUGAAACCCUUUCAGGCUAUUUGAAUGAAGGUCAAUCAAGGGUUAUUUCUGCAAAAUUCUUUGAUCGUAUAUCGAAACUUCUUGAAGAUGCUCGAUUAAAUCAAAGGCUUAAUGAGAUCGCAGAAAAAAUUUCAGGUUUAUUAGAAGCCAGGGCACAAAAUUCUACCGUGGCAAACCAAAUAAGAGAUUUGAGUCAGCGUCUUGUUAAGACUAUUGAAGAAGGUCAGCGAACUGUUUCACCUCAGCUAUUUGACUUGCAAGAACGCUUUUCAGCAACUAUAGAGGAUUUCCAGAAACAACUGGAUUUGAUUGUCACAUAUGAUUGGGACUUUGAUAACUACUUGGAGGAGGACAUACCUGCUGCGAUGGAUUAUAUAAGUCUGCAGAGCAAGCCCAAAGAUGGAAAGUUGCUUGCGAUUGGUCACUCAAUGGGGGGGAUUUUGUUGUAUGCCAUGCUCUCUAAGUGCUGUUUUGAAGGAGUGAAUCCUCGUUUAGCGGCAAUUGUUACUUUGGCAUCUUCUGUAGACUAUACAACAUCGAAUUCUUCGCUCAAAUUGUUAUUACCUCUUGCUGAUCCAGCACAGGCUCUAAAUGUUCCUGUUGUACCAUUGGGGGCAUUAUUGGCUGCAGCUCAUCCUUUGUCAUCCCGCCCACCUUUUGUUUUGUCAUGGCUUAAUCCCCAAAUUUCAGCACAGGACAUGAUGCACCCUGAGUUGUUCUCAAAGCUUGUUUUAAAUAAUUUUUGUACAGUUCCUGCCAAGGUUCUCCUACAGCUGACAACAGCCUUCCGCGAAGGCGGUCUUUGCAACAGAACAGCCACUUUCUAUUACAAGAAUCACCUGCAGAAUUGCAGUGUUCCUGUUCUGGCACUUGCAGGGGAUCAGGACCUGAUUUGUCCUCCUGAAGCUGUGUACGAAACUGUAAAGCUCCUUCCUCAGCAAAUGGUCACCUACAAGGUCUUUGGAAAACCUGAUGGCCCUCAUUAUGCUCACUACGACUUGGUCGGGGGACGACUGGCAGUGAAUGAAGUAUAUCCAUGUAUCAUAGGGUUUCUUUCUCAGCAUGACAAGAGACAAUCACAGUGAUUUUUUGGAUUGGAAGCAGAAACUGGAGAUCAUACAGGAUGUUAAAACACAGCAAAUUUCUGGAAUGAGAUGUUUAGUUGCAGAACUGUAAAAUUAAAUACAGCUUUUGUAUCUUAUGUAUACAUACGAAACAGGUGUCAUGCAUUUGUAAACGCACGUUGGAUUUUUUUUCUUCCUGGAGGGAUCUGUUGAAAAAAAAAAACAUAAUUUUUUUAAUUAUAGAAAUGGAAAUAGUAUUGUUGGGUUUUCUUUC
This is a messenger RNA of Ananas comosus (pineapple), 2133 nucleotides long. RefSeq lists its product as uncharacterized. The coding region runs from base 99 to 1880 and encodes 593 amino acids. The transcript has 9 exons. NCBI's taxonomy places the organism in Eukaryota, Viridiplantae, Streptophyta, Magnoliopsida, Poales, Bromeliaceae. The record is from RefSeq and is a predicted model, not a curated record.